AUGGCCGAUUUUGAGGAGCCUCUAUCAGAAGAAGAGAAGGUAACGAUAUUAUGAUUUUUAUUCACAAGUUACUCUAUUAUUCAAUUCGGAAGUUACUGUAUGUCACCUAUUAUUGAAUGGUCAACAGUAAAUGGGUACUAUAUUUUAGAGCUACUAGCGUUAGCGCUGUUUCAGUAAAGAGACGAUUUACUUGUGUAGCUAGCUAACUAUGCUAACGUUAGCCUGAACAUCACUGGCCAACUUUUACUGGCUAGAAAUUGUAACUAUUAGUAGUUAUCUAGCUAUGUGCAGGAACAAAGUUCCAGUGUGUUUAAUGGAAAGCCAUGAUCCUACUUUUUGGAUAUGGUUAGAUCUGUUGGGCCAAUUCAGGAAGUAGCUAGCUGUUAGGCAAAAUAAAACGUUGAUACCAUUUCCAGCAGUAGGGCAGUGCUAAGCUAGCUACCUACAUCAGAGGUUUUCUAGGUCAAACAGAUACAGUGGCAGCUCAAAUGCUUCUGCUAGCUGUAGAUGCCCUGAAGAGAGGACGUGUAUACACACACCCGACACUUUUGUGUAGACCCCACAGUAGUGGUGCAAGUGCUUAACUGAAGUACAGUGCCAUGACCCUGUCCAGAAACCAACAACCCUAGGGCCUAGUCCCUACCCCCAACCCUCUAGGCCUAAUUUACGUUUUACUGCACCUAUCCAGUGUGUGUGUGACUAAAACAUAUUUUUUUUGUCCACCUUGUCCUCAGAAAUUUUGCCAUGUAGUGACUAUAUCAGAUCUACACAAGUGUCUAGUGGUUGUUUCUGUACAGGGAGGAAAUUGGGGUAUGCCCUGUGUGGAAUGCAGCUCAGGUUACAGGCAUGAGAAUCAGUAAAGACUGGUUGUUUCCAUAGAAACUGGAUAAGCAGCAAUCUCUUGAGGCCAUGCAAUUGCAGCUAUUGGGUCAAAAUCAGUGGCUGUAACUGACACUGGUUUCUAAUGACCAGGAUUUGUGUUUAAUGUGUUUAUAAAUGAACUUAGGCUAUCUAAUGCAAUUUUCCAGUGUGUUGUCCAUUAGCCUAAAGUAUCAGCUUACACCACUCUCACAAUCUCCUCAAGUAGGCCUCUCUGUGAACAUCAUAGACAGGAUACAGUCUGAAUCGCUGUAUGCAUGGCUUACUGGGUUUAAAACCUAGAAAAGUCUUCCUAGCUCAGUGCGAUUUCCCCCACUCUGCCUGAUCUAAUCAUCAAUUAAAUUGAUGUAGGAUACUAGUAGGAUACUGAUUUGUCCUCUCUCCACAGGUCCGCAUAGCGGCUAACUUCGUUACCCAUGCACCCCCUGGAGAGUUCAACGAAGUUUUCAACGGUGAGGUUUUGUUUUCUGCUACAAAGAACAAAGAAUAGCCUACAAUCACAUUGUUGUUUAGAUGGUUCCAUGUAGUUUGUGAUUGUAAGGGUUUCCUGACUGAAGGUGAAUGUGUGUUUUGUGUAGUUUCCUGUCUGACUAACUAGUUGUUGAUGUAUUGUAAGAUAGUGGACCCAUGACUUAGAGGGUUGCAGGAAGGCAGGCAGACAGCUUCUUCAAGUGCAAGAUGUUUGUUCGCAUGUGAAGAGUGCAGGGCAAAGGUAGUGCAGGAGUCCAUAUUUACAGGUGAAUAGAUCCUAAGAUGUAGGAUAAUGACAAAAUAAAUAAUAUUUACAAAACCGAACCAAAGUUGACUUUAACAGCUAAAAAGUCUUAGCUGGCGUAACUCUUACAAGCUAAGUUUUGUGUUUACAGACUGACAAGUUGAUGUUGAUAUAUGCUUUGCGUUACAGAUGUGCGGAUUCUCCUCAACAAUGACAACCUGCUCAGGGAGGGCGCGGCUCAGUGAGUAGCACCCUGUCACGAUGUGAUGUCAACAUUUUGAAACAACCACAUGUCAUUACUUAUCAUUAGUCAUCAUUAUUGGUGUAUGACUCCAUAAAGAUCCUAUGUUCUAUUUAAUUCUGUGCAUGAUUCAUUAUGUAUUCUCUCUCCCCAGUGCUUUUGCCCAGUACAACAUGGAUCAGUUCACCCCUGCCAAACUUGAGGGCUAUGAUGAACAGGUAAGAGUGAUAUAAGGCUGAGUUUAUCUAGAGCCGCAGUCUGAUGAUCACACUAUAUUUAAUAAUAAUAUAAUAUGCCAUUUAGCAGACGCUUUUAUCCAAAGCGGCUUACAGUCAUGCGUGCAUACAUUAUUUUUCUUUUUUUUGUGUAUGGUGGUCCCGGGGAUCGAACCCACUACCUUGGCGUUACAAGCGCCGUGCUCUACCAGCUGAGCUACAGAGGACAAUUUUUACUGAUAUUAUCAAAUUAAGUCUGUUUAGUACAGUUUACUUGUAAACAAACCGUGUGUCAACAACAACAGUUAACAAUCCUCUUCCAUCUCCAGGUCCUGAUUACAGAGCAUGGGGAUCUGGGUCAGGGGCGCUUCCUAGACCCUCGGAACCGGGUGUCGUUCCGCUUCGACCACCUAAGGAAGGAGGUGAGCGAUGUGCAGCCAUACGACGGAGACAGCUCACUGAGAGCUUGGAGAGAGGCCUGCGACACCGCGCUCAGCGCCUACGUUAAAGAGCACUACCCCAGCGGAGUCUGCACGGUAACCCCACCCACACACACAAAUUCAUAACCUUGUGCGAAUACACGACCACACUCACUCAGCACAUACGUCAGAGUACUACCCCAGAGUCUGUAUGAUACUACACACACUAGCAUCAAUGAACAGAAACAAAAUUGUGCUGCUAACUCAGUUAACCCUGAACCUUGUGAUAUCGCCACUGUAUGUCGUUACUUCAAGCCACUAAUCUGCCUUUAGGCUAAUCAUGAAAUCCCUAUUCACUGCAGGUAUAUGGGAAAACAGUUGAUGGCCAGCAAACCAUCAUUGCCUGCAUUGAGGGACACCAGUUUCAACCCAAAAACUUCUGGUACAGUCCCAACUGCAUCAUUAUACAUUGGUCUUUACAAGUUCAGAAUGUUAUGUGACUUGAAAUCUCUUUCACACAUUCUUCUUCUGCAUUUUCUCUAUCAGGAAUGGGCGCUGUAGGUCAGAGUGGAAGUUCACCAUUGGUCAGUCCACUGCUCAUGUAGUGGGAGUGUUGAAGAUACAGGUGGGCAAUCCUGAUAUUUACUACAGAAACAAAUGCUGAAGAUAAUAAACACCCUAAAGUCUAAUAAUUAAACAGACUCUCGCUCUCCUUUCUCUAGGUGCACUACUAUGAAGAUGGUAAUGUGCAGUUGGUCAGCCAUAAGGAAGUGGAGGAGUCUAUAACAGUGACUGUGAGUGGACAUAACACUGAUUCUAUUCAGCAACAGCCAAUUAGAACCCAUUUUGCUUCAGUGUCUUCACUCUAUCCCUUUAAUGUAAACAUGAGAAGGAAGCAAACUGUAAAUAACAACUUCUGCCAUUAUGUUGUAUAACCGGUAUACUGAACAGGUUAGGUCAGUUCAGGUUAUGGUCAAUUACCUGUGGGAGAAAGGUGACUCUUUUUCUAAAAUAAUUUGCCAACAGAAUGAGAGCCAGACUGCCAAGGAGUUUGUGGAUAUCAUUGAGAAUGCUGAAAAUGAUUACCAGGUAAUUUACAUCACCUUUUUUCAAUGGACAUGUGUGUUCUGUUCUUUAUGGAUGUACACUGCUCAAAAAAUUAAAGGGAACACUUAAACAACACAUCCUAGAUCUGAAUGAAAUAAUCUUAUUAAAUACUUUUUUUCUUUACAUAGUUGAAUGUGCUGACAACAAAAUCACACAACAAUUAUCAAUGGAAAUCAAAUUUAUCAACCCAUGGAGGUCUGGAUUUGGAGUCACUCUCAAAAUUAAAGUGGAAAACCACACUACAGGCUGAUUCAACUUUGAUGUAAUGUCCUUAAAACAAGUCAAAAUUAGGCUCAGUAGUGUGUGUGGCCUCCACGUGCCUGUAUGACCUCCCUACAACGCCUGGGCAUGCUCCUGAUGAGGUGGCGGAUGGUCUCCUGAGGGAUCUCCUCCCAGACCUGGACUAAAGCAUCCGCCAACUCCUGGACAGUCUGUGGUGCAACGUGGCGUUGGUGGAUGGAGCGAGACAUGAUGUCCCAGACGUGCUCAAUUGGAUUCAGGUCUGGGGAACGGGCGGGCCAGUCCAUAGCAUCAAUGCCUUCCUCUUGCAGGAACUGCUGACACACUCCAGCCACAUGAGGUCUAGCAUUGUCUUGCAUUAGGAGGAACCCAGGGCCAACCGCACCAGUAUAUGGUCUCACAAGGGGUCUGAGGAUCUCAUCUCGGUACCUAAUGGCAGUCAGGCUACCUCUGGCGAGCACAUGGAGGGCUGUGCGGCCCCCCAAAGAAAUGCCACCCCACACCAUGACUGACCCACCGCCAAACCGGUCAUGCUGGAGGAUGUUGCAGGCAGCAGAACAUUCUCCACAGCGUCUCCAGACUCUGUCACGUCUGUCACAUGUGCUCAGUGUGAACCUGCUUUCAUCUGUGAAGAGCACAGGGCGCCAGUGGCAAAUUUGCCAAUCUUGGUGUUCUCUGGCAAAUGCCAAACGUCCUGCACGGUGUUAGGCUGUAAGCACAACCCCCACCUGUGGACGUCGGGCCCUCAUACCACCCUCAUGGAGUCUGUUUCUGACCGUUUGAGCAGACACAUGCACAUUUGUGGCCUGCUGGAGGUCAUUUUGCAGGGCUCUGGCAGUGCUCCUCCUGCUCCUCCUUGCACAAAGGCGGAGGUAGCGGUCCUGCUGCUGGGUUGUUGCCCUCCUACGGCCUCCUCCACGUCUCCUGAUGUACUGGCCUGUCUCCUGGUAGCGCCUCCAUGCUCUGGAAACCUUCUUGCCACAGCUCGCAUUGAUGUGCCAUCCUGGAUGAGCUGCACUAACUGAGCUACUUGUGUGGGUUGUAGACUCCGUCUCAUGCUACCACUAGAGUGAAAGCACCGCCAGCAUUCAAAAGUGACCAAAACAUCAGCCAGGAAGCAUAGGAACUGAGAAGUGGUCUGUGGUCACCACCUGCAAAACCAGUCCUUUAUUGGGGGUGUCUUGCUAAUUGCCUAUAAUUUCCACCUGUUGUCUAUUCCAUUUGCACAACAGCAUGUGACAUUUAUUGUCAAUCAGUGUUGCUUCCUAAAUGGACAGUUUGAUUUCACAGAAGUGUGAUUGACUUGGAGUUACAUUGUGUUGUUUAAGUGUUCCCUUAAUUUUUUUGAGCAGUGUAUAUACUUCUCUUGUAAAAUCUCCUCCCCUCCCUGUAGACGGCGAUCAGUGAGAACUACCAGACUAUGUCUGACACCACCUUCAAGGCCCUGCGCCGCCAGCUGCCCGUCACGCGCACCAAGAUCGACUGGAACAAGAUCCUCAGCUACAAGAUUGGCAAGGAGAUGCAAAAUGCAUAG
Molecule: messenger RNA, 5350 nt
Organism: Coregonus sp. 'balchen'
Lineage: Eukaryota; Metazoa; Chordata; Actinopteri; Salmoniformes; Salmonidae
Source: the annotation of a GenBank genome assembly